This is a messenger RNA of Echinops telfairi (small Madagascar hedgehog), 1125 nucleotides long. RefSeq names its product receptor-type tyrosine-protein phosphatase T-like. Bases 1 to 1125 code for a protein of 374 amino acids. Gene Ontology annotation, cellular component: membrane. The transcript has 8 exons. Gene Ontology annotation, molecular function: protein binding. NCBI's taxonomy places the organism in Eukaryota, Metazoa, Chordata, Mammalia, Afrosoricida, Tenrecidae. The record is from RefSeq and is a predicted model, not a curated record.
AUGGCUGGCAAUCCUGGUGGCUGUUCCUUUGAUGAGCACUACAGCAACUGUGGUUACAGCGUGGCCCUGGGGACCAAUGGGUUCUCCUGGGAGCAGAUCAACACAUGGGAAAAGCCAAUGCUGGACCCUGCCGUGCCCACAGGGUCCUUCAUGAUGGUGAACAGCUCUGGCAGGGCCUCUGGCCAGAAGGCUCACCUGCUCCUGCCCACCCUGAAGGAGAACGACACUCACUGCAUCGACUUCCAUUACUACUUCUCCAGCCGAGACAGAUCCAGCCCGGGGGCCCUGAACGUCUAUGUGAAGGUGAAUGGAGGGCCCCAGGGGAACCCUGUCUGGAACGUGUCUGGAGUCAUCACUGAGGGUUGGGUGAAGGCGGAGCUUGCGAUCAGCACCUUCUGGCCGCAUUUCUACCAGGUGAUAUUUGAAUCCGUCUCUUUGAAGGGUCAUCCUGGCUACAUCGCUGUGGACGAGGUCCGGGUCCUCGCUCAUCCAUGCAGAAAGGCACCUCACUUUCUGCGGCUCCAAAAUGUCGAGGUGAACGUGGGGCAGAAUGCCACAUUUCAGUGCAUUGCUGGUGGAAAGUGGUCUCAGCAUGACAAGCUUUGGCUCCAGCAGUGGAACGGCAGAGACACAGCUCUGAUGGUCACCCGCGUGGUCAACCACAGACGCUUCUCAGCGACCGUCAGCGUGGCGGACACUGCCCAGCGCAGCGUCAGCAAGUACCGCUGCGUGAUCCGCUCCGACGGGGGCUCUGGCGUGUCCAACUAUGCGGAGCUGAUCGUGAAAGAGCCUCCUACACCCAUCGCCCCCCCAGAAUUGCUUGCUGUGGGAGCCACCUACCUGUGGAUCAAGCCAAAUGCCAACUCCAUUAUCGGCGAUGGUCCCAUCAUCCUAAAGGAGGUGGAGUAUCGCACCACCACAGGCACCUGGGCUGAGACCCACAUCGUUGACUCCCCCAACUAUAAGCUGUGGCAUCUGGACCCCGACGUGGAGUACGAGAUCCGAGUGCUGCUCACACGCCCUGGCGAGGGGGGCACGGGACCACCUGGGCCUCCCCUCACCACCAGGACCAAGUGUGCAGGGAAACCAUUCAUUGUCUGGGACUUGUCUCAGUGGGUGUUCUAG